AUGGCGAACAGCACUCCACAAUUGAAGAGGAAGAGGGAAGGCGCUGAGGCGCAACGGAAGAAGGCAAAGACGCAAAAGAAGAUUGAGGCAGGCGCGGGACAGGAUGUGGAAGUCGCUGCUACACCGGUAGCCAAAUCAACACAGAAGCCUAAGCAGACACCCAAGUCAACUCCCAAAUCAAAGGAUGCGCCCAACGCGACACCGAAGCCCGCCAAAUCAAACGCUGCGAAUGACGAUGCUUCAUCCAGGACGAAAGCGAAGAAGCAAAAGACCAAGGGUUCGGCGAACUGGAACGUCUCCUCCGCACAAGGCGGCUGGUUCUUGCCUCGUGAUCCUGUUUUCUCGGCCGACGAGAAGUUCAUCAUUCUGGCUACACAGAAAGCGCUUGAGAUUUACGUGGCCGAGACGUCACUUCUGGCAUACAAGCUCCCCGUGAGUGGCUCUGGAGAGGUCACCGCAUACGCUGUGUCUGCCACCGAUUCGAACAGAGUCUACGUCGCCGAGUCCACUGGACUGAUCACGUUGUGGGACUGGGUAUCGAGACAGAAACUCGGACGCUGGGACAUUGGCGCAACUGUUCGCAACAUGACAGUCAUCACACACGCCGACGAGGACCUCGUCUACUGCCACGAGCCGGGCAAGAGCCAUAUCGUCAAUGUACACGCCCUUCGUACGGGAGCUCAAGCAUCAACCACCGAACUCAAGCCCAUCCUGAAGACAAGUUCGUCUAUCCUGGACGUACAGGUGUUGCUGCAAGGCAAAUUCGUUGUCGUCGCAUGCAACGACUCGCUGAUGGUGGGCAAGCGCCAGAAGCAGAGCAAGACAGCUGUACAGGACUUUGAGUACGUUUGGCGCGAGCUCAAAUUUGCUCAGCGCAUCACGACCUUCAACGCCUAUGUUCGCGACCCGACCGAAGUAGCAGGGAAGGCCGUGAAAUCUGCCCAAGACCAAAGAGACGUCAUUGACAUUGCGAUCGGCGACGAUUCUGGUGUGAUACUUCUGUUUGAAGAUGUCUUGUCAAGUUUUGCGGCUAUAGAGAGCAGCCAGAAGGGAGGAAAGACCAACGCCGAGACUCUAAGGCCAAAAAAGCUACAUUGGCACAGAGAUGCGGUUGGGUCAGUUAAAUGGUCUCUGGACGGCAACUAUCUCAUCUCCGGAGGCGACGAGACCGUCAUCACAAUCUGGCAGCUUGCAACUGGAAAACCACAGCACUUGCCCCAUCUUACAGCAGCGAUUGAGAGUAUUGUAGUCUCUCCCUCAGGCUCUUCCUAUGGCGUAACGCUAGCAAACAACUCUGUCAUCGUACUCUCAACUACCGAGCUUGAGGCCAAGACCAACAUCGUUGGCAUUCAGUCACGCCGAAUCGAGAUUGAGCAACUGCCAAAGAAUGCGGAUGCAGAAUCACCACCUGCCUCUUAUGAGAUAUUUCAGCCGGUGCCCUUGGUCAUCAACCCGAUGAACCCAGCAGAGGCGAUGUUUUCAGUGCCUUCGUCACAGCCGCGUCACCGAAGUGAGGGGCUCCGUCCUGAGCCUUACUUGCAGACGUACGAUCUGGCGAAUCAGCACACCAUCUCGAAGCAAGCUCUGACGCGAAACAACGCAACCGAUCCAAACCUGACACCAGAAGGCCGACGGAUCCUCGAACCCACUGUUACCCUAGUACAAGUCAGUCACGAUGGUGAGUGGCUUGCUACAGUGGACGAAUGGACACCACCACGAGCCGACACUUCCUACCUCGACGAAGGUAUUCCUGAAUUCAGGGAAGAGGAGCGCAUCCAACGCCGUGAGGUAUACUUAAAGAUCUGGCGACGAGAUGUACAAAGCGGGCAAUGGAAGCUGGAGACUCGAUUGGACGCGCCGCACUUCUUUCAAGACAUUUCUGCGAACGGUAAGGUCUUCGACCUGGUCACUGAUCCCACCGCGCCGGGGUUCGCUACUGUUGGAGAGGACCAUUUUGUGCGAGUAUGGCGACCAAAGACCAGGCUGAGAGAUGGUUUGACUGUACGUGGAGCGGAGAAGCAAGGUCUUGUCACUUGGUCGCUUGAUUGCUCAGUCGAGAUCAGCGACAAGCUCGAUGUCCUCGACGCUGGUGCAAGUUCUCAGCAGACCCUUCCACUUCGUAAUUCGCGCUUGGCAUUCUCCGCGGAUGGGUCGGUCAUCGCCGCCGCUAUUUCAUGGGCCUCAGAUGAAGACCCUGGAGUUGUCCACCUUAUCGACACGAACACUACCGCCAUUCAACGAUCUCUGACCGAGGUCGAUGUUGUUGCACUCAGCGGCCUUGCAAUCCUUGAUCGUCACCUGAUUGUCGUUGGCGACUCGAUCACAGUCUGGGACAUGGUCCGGGAUCAGCUGGUGUAUUGCGUGCCUAUCAACACUCCUGGAAUCGACCGUUUCGACCGCAUUCCGCUCGUCAAGCUUGCUAUCAACGAGGUUGACAGCACUUUUGCUGUGUCACUACCGCGUUUUGAAAACAGCAACGCACGCUUCCAGAGGGCUUCGUCCACCACGCAGGUCUUUAAGCCUCAGCAGCUGGGGCCUCUAUGGUCGACCAAGAAUUCUACAAUCAACCUAGCUCUGGCGUCCCGUCACAGCGAGAGGGGCUACGUGACCCUUGACUCAGCUGCGAACAUUCGUGUGAUCAGCCCCACCAGUAGCACGGCACAGCUGCCAACGCCCCCUCCUGAAGAGGUCCCGCAGUACAUCUCGUACGGCCAAGCAGAAGAGGCCAUGGACCUCGAAGACGAGGACGGCCUGGCUUUGUCAGCUAUUGAUGAUAUUCUGAACACCGAAGAGAGUGAUGCGGUCGUCGUUAAGCCCGAACAGUUGCAGCAACUGUUCGAAGAGAGCGGCCAGAGCCAUGCCACAGGCUCGCUGAGCGCAUUACUCAGUGCAGUCAUAGCGUUACAUCAAAAACCGACGUCUCUACCGUUAAGAUAG
This is a messenger RNA of Ascochyta rabiei, 2937 nucleotides long. Its product is annotated as NET1-associated nuclear protein 1. Lineage: Eukaryota; Fungi; Ascomycota; Dothideomycetes; Pleosporales; Didymellaceae. Gene Ontology annotation, molecular function: protein binding; RNA binding. The transcript is spliced from 2 exons. The record is from RefSeq and is a predicted model, not a curated record. Gene Ontology annotation, biological process: positive regulation of transcription by RNA polymerase I; positive regulation of rRNA processing. Gene Ontology annotation, cellular component: nucleolus. Bases 1 to 2937 code for a protein of 978 amino acids.